AUGGGUGAUGAUCUUGAAAUCCGCUCGGGCCGUCAGCCGACCUCUGCGUCGGUUGCAACCGAAACCACUACCGAGGUCAUCCAGCAAGGUGCGGCGGAGACACUCUGCCGCAUGCUUGGCCAGCCAGCCAGUCGGCUGGGCAUUAAAGACCUGGACGACCUUGGCCUUCCGCAGAGGGACAAGCAGGGCAAGGCCGCUAUUGCCAUCAAGGUAAAGUAUCCCCACCUCCUCCAACCUAGCCCCUACAGCUUCCGGCCAGAGCUGAUAUUGGCCAGUCGGUACAAGUUGGCUGAGUAUGUGGUGUCGGAUGACGAGACGGCUGCAGACAGUGAUGGCUCUGGUGAUGAAGACAACCACCACAGUGACAGUGGUGGUCCUGGUAAUGGCGCUGACUCAGGUGCGGCGCGAACUUAGGCAGUGACAGUCCCUAGAAAAUCCCCACCCCACAGCAACAUGAUGCAGCGCAGGCUCUUGGUACAAGUGCAGACUGAUGCGCAGGACACAGAUUCACAGGAAUUAUCCCAGCCGGACCGGGUAUGCCCCUUCAUAUGGGAUUCAGAGCGGGCAGACGCAGGUGAUAUCAGUAUAUCGCACAGUGGCUGCGGCCGUUCGUCAACUACUAUCGGAAUGACGAAUGCAGCUCGUGCCAGCUGGACGACGAGAGUCAUAAUGCUCGGCCUGAAUCUCGUAUCGGUUCCUUCUCAACAACUCGACUGGUACAAUCAAGGUCCUCCCUUCAUACACCCACGAUGUCAUAUCACUCGAUUUCGUCCGCGAAAUUAUUAACUCUAGCCGCAGAAUGGGGCUUUAUCGCACCCAAGAGUACUACUGGGGUAGGACGACCACUCAUCAUGUCACUGUGGCGGGAAACAGGGGCAAGCAACCCGACAAAUGCC
This is a messenger RNA of Aspergillus novofumigatus IBT 16806, 896 nucleotides long. RefSeq lists its product as uncharacterized. The record is from RefSeq and is a predicted model, not a curated record. The coding region runs from base 1 to 414 and encodes 137 amino acids. The transcript has 4 exons. NCBI's taxonomy places the organism in Eukaryota, Fungi, Ascomycota, Eurotiomycetes, Eurotiales, Aspergillaceae.